Molecule: messenger RNA, 2275 nt
Organism: Gastrolobium bilobum
Lineage: Eukaryota; Viridiplantae; Streptophyta; Magnoliopsida; Fabales; Fabaceae
Product: putative pentatricopeptide repeat-containing protein At3g25970
Exons: 1
Coding region: 97-2229 (710 amino acids)
Biological process (GO): RNA modification
Molecular function (GO): protein binding; RNA binding
Source: RefSeq, a predicted model, not a curated record
CCACCGCGAUCUUCGGUGUUUGAAUUUAAAUUCCAUUUGGGCAAUGAAAUCAUGUGCAUUGGCAAACACGCUGUAAUCUCAUUGAUAAGCUCAUGAAUGAAGAAGUUGCUCUCCCUUAUUUGGAGCUCACCUAUUACUUUGCUUGGGCUGGAAGCAACCCAUUGCCGAGCAAUCAAAUUAGGGUCCAUUGCAGACCUUUAUAUCGCCAAUAACAUUAUUACUGCCUAUGCAAAAUGCACACAGUUAACUCUUGCUCACCAACUGUUCGAUCAAAUGCCCCACAGAGAUACUGUGUCUUGGAACGCCAUGAUUUCCGGUUAUGCAAACUCCGGCCACCUGGAAGCAUCAUGGCAAGUCCUUAGUGCCAUGAGAAGGUCUGCACUUCCUCUUGAUGGCCAAGCGUUUGGAAGCAUUCUUAAAGGUGUUGCCCGUGCUCGCGAGCUCGAGCUCGGGAAACAAUUGCAUUCUGUUAUGUUCAAGAUUGGGUUUUUAGGGAAUGUGUUUUCUGGUAGUGCCCUUCUGGACAUGUAUGCCAAGUGUGGGAGAGUUGAUGAAGCGUAUAAUGUGUUCUGGUGCUUGCCGGUACGAAAUUUUGUGUCGUGGAAUGCGCUUAUUGCUGGUUAUUCGCGAGUUGGUGAUUGUGAUAUGGCGUUUUGGGUACUAAGAUGUAUGGAAAUGGAGGGUGUUGGGAUUGAUGAUGGUACAAUGUCUCCGCUUUUGACAUUGCUUGAUGAUUUUGAGUUUUAUAGGUUGUUAAUGCAGUUGCAUUGUAAAAUUGUGAAGCAUGGGCUGGAUUUAUUUAACACUGUCUGCAAUGCAACUAUCACGGCAUAUUCAGAAUGUUGUUCUCUGCAAGAUGCCGAGAGAGUAUUUGAUGGUGCUGUUAGGUGUCAUGAUCUUGUUACUUGGAAUUCUAUGCUUGCUGCUUACUUGAUGCAUGAGAAAGAAGAUCUUGCAUUUAAAGUUUUCAUUGAUAUGCAAGAUUUUGGGUUUGAGCCUGAUGUUUAUACUUAUACAGGGAUUGUUAGCUCUUGUUCUGUACAAGAGCAUAAAAGCCAUGGAAAAUCUUUGCAUGGUUUUGUAAUAAAAAGGGGACUUGAAGAUUCUGUACCUAUUUCGAAUGCUUUAAUUGCCAUGUAUCUCAGAUGUAAUAAUAGGUGCAUGGAAGAUGCAUUAAGAAUCUUCUUUUCCUUGGAUCACAAAGAUUGUUGCACUUGGAACUCCAUUUUGGCAGGGUACGCACAAGUUGGUUUGAGUGAAGAUGCCUUGAGGUUAUUUUUACAGAUGAGAUUUCUGGUCAUAGAAAUCGACCACUAUACUUUUUCAGCUGUAAUCAGAUCGUGCUCAGAUUUAGCAACACUACAACUAGGUCAACAAGUUCAUGUCUUGUCACUUAAAGUAGGCUUUGAUACCAAUAAAUAUGUCGAGAGUUCAUUGAUCUUCAUGUAUUCUAAAUGUGGAAUCAUAGAAGAUGCUAGGAAAUCUUUUGAAGCAACUUCUAAAGACAAUGCAAUUGUUUGGAACUCAAUCAUAUUUGGGUAUGCACAACAUGGGCUAGGAAACGUUGCACUUGACCUCUUUUACUUAAUGAGAGAGAGAAAGGUGAGACCUGAUCAUAUAACCCUUGUUGCAGUUCUAACUGCAUGUAGUCAUAAUGGGCUAGUGGAACAAGGCUGCAACUUUAUAGAGUCUAUGGAGUCUAAUUUUGGUAUUCCACCUCGAAUGGAGCACUAUGCUUGUGCAAUUGAUCUUUAUGGUCGAGCUGGUUAUCUAGAGAAGGCAAAAGCUUUGGUUGAAACAAUGCCUUUUGAACCCGACACAAUGGUUUUGAAGACUUUAUUAGGUGCUUGUAGAACUUGUGGUGAUAUUGAUUUAGCUAGUCAUGUAGCUAGAACUUUGCUAGAGCUGGAGCCUGAGGAGCACUGCACUUAUGUUCUACUCUCUGACAUGUAUGGGCGUCUCAAGAUGUGGGAUGAAAAGGCUAGUGUAACAAGGCUGAUGCGAGAAAGGGGAGUGAAGAAGGUUCCUGGUUGGAGUUGGAUAGAAGUGAAAAAUAAAGUGCAUGCUUUCAAUGCUGAAGAUAAAUCACAUCCCCAAUGCCAAGAGAUAUACGUAAUACUACAACAAUUAAAGGAGGGAAUCAUUUUAUUUGAUAAUGAUGUUAAUAAAACGGUCUUACUGCAAUGUUUGGAUAAUCUAGAUGGUUAUGAUGAUCAAAAGUUCUUAUGAUUCUUACAGAGAAAUAGAAAUAUAAUGUUGUAGGAAAGUUGUUAAG